This is a messenger RNA of Pyrus x bretschneideri (Chinese white pear), 1770 nucleotides long. Its product is annotated as SUPPRESSOR OF GAMMA RESPONSE 1. The record is from RefSeq and is a predicted model, not a curated record. Gene Ontology annotation, cellular component: nucleus. The transcript has 6 exons. Gene Ontology annotation, molecular function: DNA-binding transcription factor activity; transcription cis-regulatory region binding. Gene Ontology annotation, biological process: regulation of DNA-templated transcription. Lineage: Eukaryota; Viridiplantae; Streptophyta; Magnoliopsida; Rosales; Rosaceae. Bases 165 to 1532 code for a protein of 455 amino acids.
AAGUAGAAUUAAAUAUAAAAACCCCAAGUCCUUUAGGCGUCAAUCGGUCUCAGUGUCGAAGCAGACGAAGCGGAGCGCGAGAGAGAGAAAAAGCGAGUCUGCGGCGGUCUUCCAAGACGGAAGCUUUGCCUCUAAGUUGGGCUCUUGAUCGUCGCCGCUCAUCCAUGGCUGGGCCAUCGUGGUUGGUUGACAAAAAUAGAAUCGCAACAAAAAUCAAGAGUGCAUCUGGCAGAUAUGAUCCUAAUGUGAUUAUAUGGCAAAGCAACCCAACUAAAGCUUGUCCAAAAUGCCAGCAUACGAUUGACAAUAGUGACGUUGCUCAAGAGUGGCCAGGUUUACCCAAGGGUGUAAAAUUUGAUCCAACUGAUCAAGAGAUUAUAUGGCACUUAAUUGCAAAAUCUGGUGUAGGUGAUCGAAAACCCCAUCCUUUUAUUGAUGAGUUUAUUCUAACUGUUGACGACGAUGAAGGAAUCUGUUGUUCCCAUCCUAGGAAACUACCUAGUGUUAAGCUAGAUGGAAGUGCAUCCCACUUCUUUCAUAGAGCAAUUAAGGCUUACAAUACUGGAACACGAAAGCGUCGAAAGAUACAUGAUGGUGAUGGUGAUGUCCGCUGGCACAAGACUGGAAGGACUAAACCAGUGAUCUUGGAUGGGGUGCAAAGAGGGUGUAAGAAGAUUAUGGUUCUAUACAUGAGCACGGUCAGAGGAGAAAAACCUGUGAAAACCAAUUGGGUUAUGCAUCAAUAUCACCUAGGCGUUGAGGAGGAUGAGAAGGAUGGAGAGUAUGUUAUAUCUAAAAUAUAUUAUCAGCAGCAGGAAGGUAAGGAAGCUGAUAAAACUGAUCAAGAUGUUCCUGAAAGUAUUGAUGCGGUGAUCACCAAGGUAGAUCCAGUCACUCCCAAGUUGGUUACUCCUGAACCUCCGCGCGCUGAACGAAAGCUUGGUGAUUUUGAUUUGGGAUUGGAUACUCCUGCUCCUUCCAGAGAUCCCUUUCUUCAGUAUCGUGUGGAGGAUGGUGCUGAAGAUGAGGAUGAAGUUCAUUUUGAGGUGGACCGUGCUUUAGAUGAAAUUCAUCCAGAGGUGGACUGUGCUGAAGAUGAUGUUUGUCCUGAAUCUGAAAUGCCUGACGAUUAUGACCAACACAAGUUAGAAAAUCAAGCCGAUGAAGUAAUUAAUAACACUGAAAACAUUGCUCAGGAAGAUCCAAAAUGGUGGGACAGUGAGUCACAGAAUCUUCUGGAUUCGCAACAACUUGUGGAAGGGUUGUCUCUGUGUGAUGAUCUCCUUCAGAGCCAAUCUCCAACUAGGGGUGGACUUGAAAAUGGUGAACAAGCACACAUCAAACCCCGUCUUGCUGAUUAUGCUAAACUAGGACCAGAGGAUUUAAAGAGGGAUCUAGAGGCUUGUCAAAAUCUUGUCCUCGAUCCUGCUAAUAUUUUGGAACUCGAUACACCUCCAGAUUUCCGACUUAGCCAGCUGGAAUUCGGGUCACAGGAAAGUUUCCUUUCUUGGGGUGGCAAGGUGGCUGACUGAACAUGGUUCAGGAUUUCUAGUGUUGGUCAUGGUUUCAUGGUGGUAAAUAUUUUGUGGCUACAUUUUGAUUAAUCUUCACCUAUCAAAUCAGCUCAGCGUGAUAUCCAACUUUUUGCUGAAAACAGAAUGAACUGUGAGACCUGGUUGUAAAGUACUGUUUGUGAACUGAAAUUCUCACAUCGAUCGAACUUACUCGUUUUGUUCUCUGUUUAUAAUCAAGCUAAAAUGCUGUUGUUUA